AUGUUGCUAUGGAACAACUUGCUAUCCGUGCUCAAUGCACUGGUUUAUAGUGUCGAAAAUCUGGAUGGAUUCGAGAAUGGUCUUCUCGAUGACGCCUCGAUCAUCAAUACAACAUUUGUGGGAGACUCCGAAGUUCAUCAAUACAACCAGGGAACGGAAGAUGUUAGAUGUCGAGUGGCGUUGAUCUUCGCUAAAUAUGCAAAACCUGUUAGCAAGAAAACGUCUAUCAAAAUUUAG
Molecule: messenger RNA, 237 nt
Organism: Caenorhabditis briggsae
Lineage: Eukaryota; Metazoa; Nematoda; Chromadorea; Rhabditida; Rhabditidae
Exons: 3
Coding region: 1-237 (78 amino acids)
Source: RefSeq, a predicted model, not a curated record